This is a messenger RNA of Rhopalosiphum padi (bird cherry-oat aphid), 654 nucleotides long. RefSeq lists its product as uncharacterized. The coding region runs from base 1 to 654 and encodes 217 amino acids. The transcript is spliced from 5 exons. Lineage: Eukaryota; Metazoa; Arthropoda; Insecta; Hemiptera; Aphididae. The record is from RefSeq and is a predicted model, not a curated record.
AUGACGUCAAAGAUUAAUUAUCAAUUUGAAGAAAUACAAAGAUUAUUGGCUGAAAAAGACGACAAAAGUGAAUUCAUUGAUCAGCAAAUGAAAUUUACUAAUGGAAAUUGUACCAACAAAACAGCCACACUAUUGUCAAAGAGAUUGGAAAAUGAAAACGAAGACAAAUAUUACAAGUCAUUGUGCAAAACUCUGAUGAUAGAGGACAUUUUAUCCAAUAACAUUAAUGUUGAAAAAACUGUUAAGUUUACGGAGGAUAACAUUAUUUUGAACGAAAAAUAUCAUAGUUCCAAGAAAGAUUUGAAAUCGAUACUUGACAAUGUCGAAAUUUGUAAAUACCAUUAUGGGUUAUAUUUCGAUGAAACCUACAACGGGGCCGAUAAAACUGAAAUAGUGAAGUUGAUAAUGUCAACCUUCAAUCAAUUAAUUACUAAUGGAUAUAUGUGCUAUUGGAAAUCAAUGACCAAAGUAAUAAAAAAAAAUGCAGUUCUCUGGACAACGCCGACGCACAAAUCAACUGGAAUGCACUUUAAAUUCAAUUUUCCGUUCGAGAACUGUUCCAUAUCCAAUAGUCUUAUACGCGUAGACAGAAAUAAAAAUUUAAUUAAAAAUAAUAAUCAGACAGAUGGUGGAUUUGAGUCCUUACAAUACUAA